Osmia bicornis bicornis is the source of this 2727-nucleotide messenger RNA. Its product is annotated as synaptic vesicle glycoprotein 2B. The transcript is spliced from 10 exons. The coding region runs from base 583 to 2235 and encodes 550 amino acids. Gene Ontology annotation, cellular component: membrane. NCBI's taxonomy places the organism in Eukaryota, Metazoa, Arthropoda, Insecta, Hymenoptera, Megachilidae. Gene Ontology annotation, molecular function: transmembrane transporter activity. The record is from RefSeq and is a predicted model, not a curated record. Gene Ontology annotation, biological process: transmembrane transport.
GCGACGUUCCGACGAAUCGUUUGCACGAUAUUACGCAACACCCCGACGAGUGUUGUGAAUUUCAACGACUCCAUUCUUCGACACAUUAUACGCGAGAGGUAGUUGUGUUCUUCGAGAAGACACAGAACGUAAACCAGUGCCUGAACAUGCACGGAUUCUUCUUUAAUAUAAUUGUUAGUUUAAAAGAAAAAUAUAAUUCUACAUUGGAAGACGUUUGGAUACCAGGAUCCAGAUGAUAUGCCUGUGUGCGGAUUCUACGAAUCGGGAGUGGGGGUAUCGGUGCCUUGUGGGCUACCCUAUAUAAGGUUUGCGCUCUCUCAUCUUCUCUCGGUUGUUCCCCAAUUCGGGCAACUUCUCCAAGACUUGGCAAACCGCACACUCUCACAAGUGAGCGCAAAACCUAGCCCCGCCGACGAGCAGCAGCAGAUCAGCGCAGAUUCAGCAGGAAGACUUCGCCGAGAUCCAGCAAUCCGCAAGAAUAAGAUCAAUCUAAUAUCGAUCGAAGCCCAUCGUCGAGUACGAAGAUUUCUCAUCUAACUCCAUCAACAAGCCAGAUUCACCCAACUGCGCCGACAUCGUAGAAUGGUAGAGAGUGAAUCCAACUCAAAGCACAAUCAUAAGUGUGAUGUAAAAGACGAGCGGCUAAACGGCUGUGGCUCAAAGGAUCUCGAACUUGCCCGUAUUGGAACAAAGGGCAAGACCCUAGAUCCAGAGAAAGGAUCCUUCGUUAAAGCAGAUUUCGAGAAAGCUAUUGAACUUACCGACUAUGGCAAGUUUCACUACUUCCUCCUCACAGUAUGUGGCUUCGUCAGCACCAGCGAGGAGAUGGACGUAAUUUCUAUGUCCUUCAUCCUCCCAAGUGCACAAUGUGAUUUGAAGCUCGAUACCCAAGCCAAGGGAUGGCUCAACUCGAUCAUCUUCAUCGGCAUGAUGGCAGGGGCGUACGCCUGGGGCUCUGUCGCAGAUGCCCUGGGACGUCGGAAGGUUUUAAUUGCCAUCUCCUUCACCAACGCCCUUUGCAUCGUAGCCUCCAGCUUCAGCCAGUCCUAUGAACUCUUCAUGUUCUUUCGUUUUCUUAACGGCGCUGCCCUCGGAGGCAGUGGACCGGUCAUCUGGUCUUAUUUCGCUGAAUUCCAGCCGAAGUCUAAGCGAGGCUCGAUGCUGUCCUUCAUGGCUGCCUUCUGGACGCUUGGAAAUCUGUUUGUUGCUGGUUUAGCAUGGUCGAUCAUCCCUAAUGACAUCGGUAUCACGAGUACGGCGUUCACUUAUAAUUCUUGGCGAAUCUUCCUGCUGAUCUGCGCUGCUCCGUCGUUUAUCGUCGCGGGGCUACUCCUGCUGCUCCCUGAAUCCCCUAAAUACCUCCUCUCCUGUGGAAGAUACGAGGAGGCACUCGAUAUCUUCCGUGGGAUUUAUGCCAUUAACACUGGUAAACCACGUGACAGUUACACGGUAAAAGAAUUGAUCUUGGACGACUUCCGUGAACCGGAACCGACCAAGGAUGGCAUCGAAAAGAACAAAUGUAAAACAAUGCUUAGCGAUAUUGUAGACAAUAGUAAACAACUGUUCGUUUCACCGAUACUUCGCUUCACUAUCAUCUCCAUCAUCAUCAACUUUACUUUUCACAUCGGUUAUUACGGUCUUAUGAUGUGGUUCCCCGAACUGUUCAAUCGCUUCGACGAAUUCCAUCGCGAUCAUCCUGGUGAGGUCGCCUCCAUAUGUCAGGUGACCGACUAUGUUGUUCAAAAGGGUUCUUACAAUGUUGAGAAUCUUUGCUCGGAUAAAAUUGGUGCCUCCGUCUUCAUGGAAUCAUUAAUCACAGUGGCGUCUGCUAUUCCAGCAAAUAUCAUUGCUGUUUUGGGAAUGGACCGUCUUGGACGUAAAUUCUUCCUUGUUUUUAGUACACUGUCGUCAGGGCUGUGCUCAAUCGGGCUGUACUUCGUGUACAAUAAACAACAUAAUCUCAUCGUAUCAGCCUUUUUCAGUGGUGUAAUAAGCUGUGGUAACGCGGCCUUAGACUGUCUCAUAACAGAGGUUUUCCCAACUCAUCUGCGUGCCACAGGAAUUGCCAUCUCCAUGGUGGCAGCACGUCUUGGUGGAAUCAUUGGGAAUAUCGUAAUAGCUCAACUCUUGGACAUGUACUGCCCAGCACCAACCUUCAUCGUUGCUGCUCUUUUAAUUGGUGGAGGAUUAUUGUGCUUAUUUUUACCAAACACAACGCGUGAACCACUUUCUUGAUACCAGUGGAGAAUUACACCAGACCUGACUAACCAAUGUGCAAUCAUAAAUGCAUUCAAGUUUAGGAACUUAAAAAGUCUUAAAGCAACACAUUAUAAACAUCCAUCUCCGUUCACAUUCAGUUCAUUAUAAACAUGCGUAUUGAGCUCCACAUUCCUAUUUUACAUAUCAAGUUCAAAUGGCAAUAAAGUAGUAUUAGCAAUUAGAACAUGUAGUAGAUAGUAGAUUAUAUAUGUAUAUGAUACGAAUGUGAAUUCGUAUGACACUUUCUUUACAAGAAGACAGAGAUUUCAGAUACAUAAUUUCUAUGUAUUUUCAUGGAUUAGGAUAUUAAGACCUGAAAAUGUGUAGAUUUUGUACACUGAUAUUAAAUGUAUUAUGUAGAUAUGGCACUUUGUAUCUGACAGUGUAUUCCAUCAUAUUUACAAUAUUUUGCCAUGUACUUUUGUACCUUUAUCGUUUGAGAAUAUUUUAAUACAGUCAUCAAUGUUA